This is a messenger RNA of Corticium candelabrum, 1262 nucleotides long. RefSeq lists its product as uncharacterized. NCBI's taxonomy places the organism in Eukaryota, Metazoa, Porifera, Homoscleromorpha, Homosclerophorida, Plakinidae. Gene Ontology annotation, biological process: protein homooligomerization. Bases 18 to 1019 code for a protein of 333 amino acids. The transcript has a single exon. Gene Ontology annotation, molecular function: protein binding. The record is from RefSeq and is a predicted model, not a curated record.
UAUGCGAACAACUCUCGAUGGCAACAGGGUCUGAAGAAACCUACGCAUCUCGAGAGGGAAGAACCUACUUAGCCACAGCUCAAGGUAUUUCGCCAAAAGAUGAUGUUGAAACUAGGGGAUCAACGCCGCCGGAGCAGGAACUACCAAAACUCCAAACUAAUCGAUGCAAGCGAAUCAAGCUGAAUGUAGGCGGCAAGGUAUUUACCACAACUAUUGAGACUCUGAAUAAAGACCCGAGCUCAAUGUUAGCCAGCAUGUUUAGCGGUAGAUUCGAGAUGAAUCCUGACGAGGACGGCUGCUACUUCAUCGAUCGCGACUCAAAACACUUUAGACGUAUUCUCAACUAUCUGCGUACAGGACAGGUAGUUCUACCCGAAAAACAAUCCUCCAUGGCAGAGUUACUGUUGGAAGCCGAGUUCUACGAUAUCAGACCUCUAUGUGAAGCAUUGAUAUCAACAACAAUACUAUCAUUUGGUGGUUCAAAUUUGCUUAGCGAACAAAAUAAGAUUUGUCUUGGUGAGUGGCUGGGGAAAGGUCAGCAAGAAUGGAAAUUGAUAUACACAGCGUCUCGGGAUGGUUUUCAAGCAAGUGAUUUCCAUCGUUGUUGUGAUGGUAAGGGUGAGACGGUUUCCCUUCUCAAGUCGUCAGAGGGGUUUCUUUUCGGAGGUUAUACGGAUGUACCUUGGCAUAACCCAUCACUCGGAAGUUGGAAUUACAGUACAAAAUCUUUCCUGUUUUCUUUCAAAAGCUUCUUGACCGGUGGGGUUCCGGUCAAAUUGACUCUGAAUGAUGGAAACAAUUCGAGAGCAGUAUAUCAUUGUAAUACAAAUGGGCUUGUGUUUGGUUACGGUCCGUGUAUUAUGUUUCCGGCUGAUAACUCUAGCAAAGCUUGCAAGACAACUUGGAAUGGCGGUCAUACAUACCAGUUUCCUCCUGGUAUAACGGACAAUCAGUGGUUGGUUGGAAAGUAUCAUUUCUGGGUGAGCGAUGUCGAAGUUUUCUCACUUCAUAGUUGUUAGCAAGAAGACAGCUCAUCAAGCGUACGAAUUUGACUUGGAGCCGCAUGCUGGUUCUGGAGUUGUCUUCUGUGCUUGGAAGAUGUUUAGAUACAAUUUCUCAUUUUUCAGAAGUUGGUAAUAUGGAUUCUUAGAAUCAUUAUCUAAUAUAAUAAUUGUACACUUCUGGUACAUAUGACUCUGAUUGUUGGUUAUAUAUUCAAUGAUUUAUACAGAUGGACGAAAAUAUUGCAUCAGACUAUAGCA